Molecule: messenger RNA, 999 nt
Organism: Sinocyclocheilus grahami
Lineage: Eukaryota; Metazoa; Chordata; Actinopteri; Cypriniformes; Cyprinidae
Product: cholesterol 25-hydroxylase-like protein 1, member 1
Exons: 2
Coding region: 145-999 (284 amino acids)
Biological process (GO): lipid biosynthetic process
Molecular function (GO): oxidoreductase activity; iron ion binding
Source: RefSeq, a predicted model, not a curated record
GUUGUGGGGUAUUGGCUGAGAAAACCGAAGUGAAAGUGCCCUAUCAUGGCUUGAUAGGAGGUCCAAGUCUGGCUCAGCAGUAUAAAUAGGGCUGGGUUAUUCCCAUCAGCAUUCACUUGCAUUUGCUCAAUCUAUAGCAGCAGAAUGUGGAACAUCACUGAAGUUGCUCUUCGGCUCCCAACUUCCAAGGCUUCUGACCAUCUUCUUCAGCCCCUGUGGGACUUCCUGUUAUUCCAGCACUACACCCUGGUCUCGUCUCCAUUCUUCCCAGUGCUGCUCGCCUUCUCCUGCUAUUUCAUCUUCAGCGUCCCCUUCGCCAUCCUGGAUGUCUUGGGAGAGACAGCUCCUCUCUUUGAAGCUCCUCUCUUUGAGUACAAGAUCCAAAAGCAGCGCCGUCCCACCGUCGCCAUGAUGCUGAGGACUCUGGGAACAGCGGUGUACAAUCAUUUAGUUUUUGUGCUUCCGACUGUGUUGAUAUCCAAUGUGGUGAUGCCUGCGCCUCCACUUCCUGCAGUUGCUCCAACAGUAUGGGAACUGAUCUCUGGCGCGUUGGGUGUUUUGCUCAUCUUUGACACCCAGUACUUCUUCUGGCACUUGGCGCACCACAAAAACCCUCACCUGUAUAGAUGGGUCCACGCCAUCCAUCACAAUUAUAUCUCGCCGUUCUCCUGGUCCACCCAGCACCUCAGCGCUGUGGAGCUGAUGACGGUGGGCUUCUGGAGCAACAUCGACCCCAUCCUGCUCAAGUGCCAUCCUCUGACAAUAUGGACUCUCUCUGUUUUCAGCAUUUGGAUGUCUGUGGAAGACCAUAUCGGCUACGACCUGCCUUAUUUGCCUGGCCACCUGGUUCCUUUUGGGCUUCUUGGAGGAGCGAUGGCCCAUGAUAUACAUCACCAGAAACCCAGCAGCAACUUUGCACCUUUCUUUAGUCACUGGGACAGACUCUUUGGCACUGCUGUAACAGUGAAACCGUCAAAGAAAAUUGAUAAAGAGAAGUAG